Didymodactylos carnosus is the source of this 87-nucleotide messenger RNA. The record is from the annotation of a GenBank genome assembly. Lineage: Eukaryota; Metazoa; Rotifera; Eurotatoria; Philodinida; Philodinidae.
AUGCGAAGAGCUCCAUCAAAGUGCCUCCAAUUACCCCGUACGAGGUAAUUAGAGGCACUUCACUUAUACGGUUGGGGUAAAUAGAGG